CUCGAGUUUGUGUUGGGCUCGAGCCUGCCCACCUGGCUCGCUCGUGCUCGGCUGGCAGUUUCUAUUAUAACUGCGCCGCCGCCUUCCCCUGCUCCUCUGCUGCCUCUUCGAAUCGGGCACAAGAGACUGGGAGUAGAGGGCAGCCCAACGGAUUGGACGAUUGGUAUCGAAUCUUUUCCUCAACCCGUCGAUUGGAGUUGCUCCGCACUAUGGAAAUCCUCUGAUCUGGUGAACUGAGUAUAUUUCUGGUAGAAAGGAACUUGGUCAAUAAAAUACCUUCUGAGGCAAUAUGACAUCGGUAGGUCUACUAUCGUCAGGUUAUGAAGCGAGUACCAGUGGAACCACUGAUCGAUUGCCAGAUGAGAUGAAUGGCAUGAGCAUAAGGGAUGAAAAGGAGGUGGAAGCUGUUGUUGUCAAUGGCAAUGGGAUGGAGGUCGGUCAUACAAUCGUGACAACUGUUGGUGGAAGAAAUUCACAGUCGAGGCAGACUAUUAGUUACAUGGCAGAACGUAUCGUGGGGCAAGGUUCAUUUGGAGUUGUCUUCCAGGCCAGGUGUCUGGAAACUGGUGAGAGAGUAGCUAUAAAGAAAGUUCUUCAAGACGUGAGAUACAAGAACCGUGAGCUGCAAACAAUGCAAGUUCUUGAUCACCCAAAUGUUGUAUGCUUGAAGCAUUACUUCUGCUCAACGACUGAUAAGGAAGAGCUUUACCUCAAUUUGGUGCUUGAAUAUGUGCCAGAAACUGUUCACCGUGUUAUUAAACAUUACAAUAAGAUGAACCAACGGAUGCCGUUGAUUUAUGUUAAACUCUAUAUGUAUCAGAUUUGUAGAGCUUUGGCUUACCUGCACAACUGCGUAGGGGUAUGCCACAGGGAUAUAAAGCCACAGAAUAUUCUGGUAAACCCACAUACCCAUCAGCUGAAGUUGUGUGACUUCGGCAGUGCCAAAGUCUUGGUACGGGGUGAACCAAAUAUUUCAUAUAUUUGUUCUAGAUACUACAGAGCUCCGGAGCUCAUAUUUGGUGCUACAGAGUACACAACAGCCAUUGAUGUGUGGUCUGCUGGUUGUGUUCUUGCUGAGCUUCUUCUAGGGCAGCCUGUUUUCCCUGGGGACAGUGGUGUCGAUCAGCUUGUUGAAAUUAUUAAGGUUCUAGGUACUCCAACACGGGAUGAAAUUAAGCGAAUGAAUCCAAACUACACCGAAUUUAAGUUUCCGCAAAUCAAAGCUCAUCCAUGGCACAAGAUCUUCCACAAAAGAAUGCCAUCUGAAGCUGUAGAUCUUGUUUCACGGCUUCUGCAGUACUCACCAAACCUUCGGUGCACUGCAUUGGAGGCGUUAGUCCAUCCGUUCUUUGAUGAACUGCGGGACCCAAACUCACGUUUACCAAAUGGUCGUUCCCUUCCCCAUCUCUUCAAUUUUAAGCCUAAUGAGUUGAGAGGAGUACCGACGGAGUUUGUUGUGAAAUUGAUCCCCCAGCAUGCUAAGAAGCAAUGUGCCUUAGGAAUUUGAUGAGAAAGCAGUUCACCUUUUUUCAGAAAAGAAAAAAAGAGAGAAAAAGGAAGCAGCAGUUGAGAGGUUACCUGAAAAUUUAUUGCAUCAACGUUCUGUUGAACCGCAGAGUAACAGUAGCCUACAGUAUUAUCGGGUAGGCAGUGGAUGCUGUUAUCUUUCACGCCGGCCUUUUGACAUCGCAUUGUUGUUCUACCACGUUGGUGAGACCUUUCACCACAUUCUGUAAAGCAGAUGGAGACAUAGAUCGAGCGGUCAUCCGUUCUUGUGGUCUGUAUAUUGGUAUGCCCAGAUCAUGAGAAAACCGAUUCGUUGCAUAUCUUUUCUUUUUUUUUUUGGUGAGAUUGAUUUGUUGCAUGUCUGUAUCACCAAAUGAAACAAAAACUCAUAUGUAUACUUGAUCUGGAUUCUGUAUCAGUAGUAAGCUACAUGGGAGUCAAACCCUGUCUUUCUCUAAUAGUAGUGAACAGGGAAAGGUCAUCCACAGAUGAUGUCUUUUUCAACUGAAGUUAUUGUUUUGUAUUUCAACUGAA
This is a messenger RNA of Sorghum bicolor (sorghum), 2040 nucleotides long. RefSeq names its product shaggy-related protein kinase alpha-like. Gene Ontology annotation, molecular function: ATP binding; protein serine/threonine kinase activity. The record is from RefSeq and is a predicted model, not a curated record. Gene Ontology annotation, biological process: signal transduction; protein phosphorylation. The transcript is spliced from 13 exons. NCBI's taxonomy places the organism in Eukaryota, Viridiplantae, Streptophyta, Magnoliopsida, Poales, Poaceae. Bases 290 to 1507 code for a protein of 405 amino acids. Gene Ontology annotation, cellular component: cytoplasm.